This is a messenger RNA of Paramecium tetraurelia, 258 nucleotides long. RefSeq lists its product as uncharacterized. The transcript is spliced from 2 exons. The record is from RefSeq and is a predicted model, not a curated record. Lineage: Eukaryota; Ciliophora; Oligohymenophorea; Peniculida; Parameciidae.
AUGGCUAAAAAGUUGGUAGAUGGACAAAUCAUUAUAGAGCUGGUUGCAAUUAAAACUUUGAAGAAAAUAGGAGGAGGGCAUUAUAAUGAGCAGGGAAAGAAGGAUGUAAGAUGGACAGACAUGUGUGAAUCUCUUCCGAUAAAACACCCAUAAACCAUAUUUUGUGGAGAAUACUAAAGGGGGGAAAAAAUUGGCCUUCUGGGAAUAUAUGGAAUAAUAAAAAAUUGGAAAUACAGUGAUAAUGAAGUAUGGUCUUGA